UUGUAAUUAUGCCAGUUAGUUGAUAUCAAUAAAUGACUGGAGUUGACCAGUAAUUGGCAAAAAACUUUUGUAUGAACAGAGAAAUUGAACACAUGCAAAGUUGAAUAGCCAACAAACGUUUGGUCUGAAUGGCAAUGCUCGUGCAUGGGUAUUUGGUUUGUUUAACGUCCUAUUAACAGCCAGGGUCAUUUAAGGACGUGCCAGGUUUUGAAGGUGGAGGAAAGCCGCAGUACCCGGAGAAAAACCACCGACCUACGUUUCAACAUGAGGCUAACUUGUAACGUUGAGGUUCUAAACCGAAUGCUGCCAACAGUGAAUAUGAAGAACAAGAGUAAAUCAGCCCACACCCAGUUGUCUAUAGGAAAGAAACCAGGGUCAGAAAAUCUAUUCCUUAUGAUGUGUACAGCAAAGGAUCGCAAUGGUGCCAAGUUUGUGAUCAAAGACAAUAUAGAGCAGGUUUUUGCACGAUUUGUCAGUGAAGGAAAAGCUACGAUUCGUGUGAAGGAGCCUCCCCAGGACAUCAGUAUCAGCAAAGCUGAUACCUUACAACUGAAGAAUUUUCUCUCUGUGCUUAGACUUGGUGCUCAAGGAAAAAGUUUGGACAAUAUCACUCUGUCACGGCUUGCUCCAGCUUCCAGCAAAAAUGUUGAAAAACCUAAAACAAGACUUAUCAUCAACUCAAGAAAAGAAUAUCCCCUAACAACAAACUUUCCCUCUCGUCUAGAAUUUCUACAAGUGUCACAGUGUCGAUUGAAAAAGGUGGAUUCUCGAAUACUGAAGUUACACCAUCUCGUUGAGUUAAACUUGAGUGAAAAUGUUUUAGAAAUUUUACCUGAAGAUUUCAGUAAUGUUCCUAAUCUUAGUUCAGUAACUUUGGCACACAAUAACCUUAAUAUUAUUUCUCCAAAAUUCUGUUUACAAUCCACGUUACAAAAUACUCUUCGUUUUCUGGAUCUCGGCCAAAACCAGUUGGAAAUCCUACCUCUUCAAAUUUGUGAGUUGCAAUGUUUGGUGACUUUAAAAAUUGAUAAUAAUCAGUUGAAAUAUCUUCCUCCAACGAUAGGACGAUUGAAAUGUCUCAAGUAUUUAUCAGCAGUAGGAAAUAAGAUUGAAACCCUGCCUGCAAGUAUGACUCAACUUCAGCUAGAGACCAUAGAUCUGUAUGGAAACCCAUUCCUACAAGAUAUCCACAACAGUUUACCAGACAGGUUCCCUGACAUCACACUGAUGGAAUGCUGUGCCAGAUCUAUAAGGAAACAUAGAGUGAAGUAUACAGAAGAGGAUUUACACUCCCACCUAUGUCGGUACUUAGACUCUGCCCGUCUGUGUUGGUGUGGAGGAUUCUGUUUCCGAUGUUCUGUGAACUUUACGACAAACCUUUCCCUCUCCAGGAUAGCGCACACUGUGUCCGCUGUAGAUCAGCUUGGCAGGACAGAAGUUCCAUUGAUGUCCUUUCUUUGCUCACCUCAGUGUCUUAGCCGAUUCCAGAAAAAUCCCUAUGCUUACUGGAAAAAGUAGACCUGAUAUACUGUUAUAAGUUCUGGUUAUAUGUGGUCUUAUACAGUACUUUCUGUAACCUAAGAGAUUAUUAAGGAUAGUUAUCAUUCAAUUCCUGUAAAUACAAUGUAUAUAAUAUUUAUUAUAAGGUCUGUAAAAAGGAAAACAUUGCAACUGAAAAUGUUUGGUGAAAUUGUUGUGAUAUGGCUGGCCAAUCAUAUAAUUAACUAUAAUUGUAUUUCAAGUUCAUUAACUUUUAAAUGCAAGGAAUAUCUUUGAAAAUAUUCUCCAAAAAGGUAAAAUGAGGUGUGUAAUUUUCAAAUACAUGUGCAUAUAUUUUGUAACAAUGAUCUUUUUUUUUUAGCUGUUCAUGCUGAAAUUAAAUGCAUGUAAUAC
This is a messenger RNA of Pecten maximus, 1893 nucleotides long. RefSeq names its product leucine-rich repeat protein 1-like. Bases 265 to 1518 code for a protein of 417 amino acids. Gene Ontology annotation, molecular function: protein binding. The record is from RefSeq and is a predicted model, not a curated record. The transcript has 5 exons. Lineage: Eukaryota; Metazoa; Mollusca; Bivalvia; Pectinida; Pectinidae.